AUGCGCUUUCGCCAAUUUCUCGCCCUUUCUAGCCUCAUGCUAGCCGGCAACCUCGCCCUGGCCGCUGAGCUAGAUCGCGAUGACGUCCCGGACAUGUGCCGCACAGUCUGUGAGCCAGUCGUAAGCGCCGCAGCGCGAUGUGACAGAGACAAUGACAACGACACAUCCGAGAUGAACUGCAUCUGCAACUCAGACCAGGCAGAUACCCGCGUCCCUCAAUGCGAGGCGUGCAUUGCUCAGUACAGAUCUGAUCAUCCGCGCGAUGACGAUUAUGAUGGCUCUGAUGAGGAGGACGGCGAUGAAGAUGACGACGAUGCUGAUCCGCAUGAUAAUGACGCGUACGACAUCCUCACCUCAUGCGACUUCACCACGACCACCUAUGCCCCGGCUGGUAGGUCAAACAACGGCUCAGUCUCUCCAACAUCUUCCCCGUCUAUUUCGCCAUCGUCUACCGCAACUCCAACGUCUUCGCCUUCGGUCUCUCGCACUUCCAACAUCGUCGUCACUGAGACCUCGUCAAUCCCUGGCCGGCGUUAUUGA
This is a messenger RNA of Aspergillus calidoustus, 540 nucleotides long. Lineage: Eukaryota; Fungi; Ascomycota; Eurotiomycetes; Eurotiales; Aspergillaceae. The record is from the annotation of a GenBank genome assembly.